Molecule: messenger RNA, 1350 nt
Organism: Fusarium proliferatum ET1
Lineage: Eukaryota; Fungi; Ascomycota; Sordariomycetes; Hypocreales; Nectriaceae
Exons: 1
Coding region: 1-1350 (449 amino acids)
Source: RefSeq, a predicted model, not a curated record
AUGACCAGCCUCGGGGUCCCAAACACUCGCGCUCACAAAUACGGUCGUGUAUGGUCGUGGCUCAAUUCAAUCGAACAAGAAUCCUUUCCGACCGAAGAGUCAGAACACCAACGCAAGCGACGUAAAAUAAUAAACACCAAAUCAGACCGCGACAGUCAAUUUUAUCGCAUCCCGACGCCUCCAGGAUCAUCUCAAGACAGCUGCUUCGACAUCGAGGCAAAUGCACAGGGGCUUGAUCCAAUGCCAAGAAAGCGCAGAAGGUCGACCCACGAUCAAGGUCUUGUUCACUUGGACGAAGAUGGCGCUGUCGAGGAUACCCCCAGAGCAUCAUCAAGAGGGUUGAGGCAGGGCGCUCCGAGCCUGGACCGCGAAUCUUCAACCUCGUACGCUUCAUCUGGAGUCUCUGGCACAUCAUCACCAACCAAACAGCUGCGCUAUGCUGCGACGCAAAAGACCGGGUUCGAUGACUUCAAAUUCGAUGACUUUAUGGAUCAGUUACCGCCCUCUCUCCAAGAUUUACAUCAGCAGCUUCUUACCAUUGGUUACGGAUUUGGGCUUCUUCCUCGAACAUUGAAGCCCGAGCUGCAGAGCCUGCGUAAUAUACCCGAGUUUGCUUUUUACGAUCCCGAUAAGCAUGCAAGCAAUUGGCGAAUUCCUCCCCCGUCGUUCAUCCGCCAGGUUCUGCAGAGCGCUACCAAAUGCGAAUUUGGUCGUCACAGCGAAGCUUCUUGGAACAUGGAGGUUCACCGAUGCGUUCUCGACUUUGCUUUCCGAGAAGCAAACGAUGCUUCCGUUGGUGAUUACAGAUACUGCACCACUGCGCACAUCAUACCGGAGUACAAACCCUUCGGCACAUCAUCCAAAUGCAUCGACUUUUGCAUUUGCAUCGAGACUCCGAAGGAAAGCAUUGAGCGUCAGAAGAUUGAUGAUGAGAUCAAGACACGACCAGGUCUCUCAAUCAACCAUACAGAUUGGGGCGACCUCUGCAAGAACCCUAUCGCCCUCUCGAUCGAGACUAAGCGCCAGGUCAGCUGGGAGAAGGCGCUUCUUCAGAUCGGUACCUGGCAUGCUGCGCAAUGGCGGUCCCUCCGGGGGAGCAUUGAGGCGAUUGAAUUCUUGGCUGGUAUUAUUGUGCAGGAUCACGAUUGGUUCUUCGUCGCAUCGACGCUGCAGGACGGAAAGUCGACAACGUAUCAUCGGUUGCCGCUUGGGAGCACGUAUAAUGCAUUCGACCUGUACAAGUUGCUUAUGUCAUUGCAAUGUUUGGGUGCAUGGAUCAAGGAGAAGUACUGGCCUGCUUUUCGGAAGGAUAUGCUCAAGAUAUUUAAUGUUGAGCAACGAGGGGAUUGA